Molecule: messenger RNA, 1169 nt
Organism: Cyprinodon tularosa
Lineage: Eukaryota; Metazoa; Chordata; Actinopteri; Cyprinodontiformes; Cyprinodontidae
Product: pleckstrin homology domain-containing family F member 1-like
Exons: 2
Coding region: 49-762 (237 amino acids)
Molecular function (GO): metal ion binding; phosphatidylinositol binding
Source: RefSeq, a predicted model, not a curated record
CCUGCUACCACUCAAACCACACUGCUCCUGCUGCAGAACAUCGACACCAUGGACACGCUGUCGACUGAAACUCAGAACCGCAAACGGAUCAAGGAAGUGGAGAAUGCUUUUAGCCCACCGGGGGAGACGCUUUCCAAACCAAAUCGUAUUCUAGUGGGAGAGGGCAACCUGAUGAAGCAGGGUCGCAAGAAGAUGGAGCAGAAAGCAUUCUUCCUCUUCAAUGAUAUUCUCGUGUAUGGCAGCAUCCUCAUGAACAAGCGCUGGUACAAGAACCAGAAGAUCAUCCCUUUAAAGGACAUCAAGCUGGAAGACAUGGAGGACAGUGAUGACAUUAAGCACAUGUGGCUGAUGUGCACGCCUCGUAAGUCCUUUUUUGUCUCUGCCCCCACCUACGAGGAGAAAAGAGCCUGGAUGAUGCACAUCGAGCUUUGCCAGAGCUCCCUGCUGCAAGAGCAAGUCCCGAAUCAAAACUUCGACUUUGCCAAAUCCUGGAUCCCUGACCAGGCUGCUCAGAAAUGCAUGCGCUGCUUCGUCACGUUCACCACAACAAACCGCCGACACCACUGCAGAAAGUGUGGCUUUGUGGUGUGCAACAAGUGCUCCAAGGACCGAGCCCGAAUAAACCACAUUGACCCCAAGAAACUGCUGCGUGUCUGCAAGAUCUGUAGCAAAACAUGCAAGGAAAAUGAGAUUUCUAGGGCAAGAUUUGACAGUGUUGGUUUAUGGGGUGAUGCUGAAGAGUUAUCCAGCGAAGAUGAGUAAUCUCAGAUGAAAUUCUCACAUAAUAAACACACUGUAGUUGUGUAACAUAAACCUUGUAUCAUGUGUCCACUGUUAACUGAGUAUGUAAGGUGAAGUAUCACAGAGCAGGGCAUGUGUGAACUAAAAUAGUUCAAUGGUGUCCAACAGAGAGAAGUAAGAAACCUGUCAUCCAUCUCCUAUAUGUGAUAUGAAGGUUUUGAAAAGACCUGCAAAGACAAAGAGCAAAAUAACCACUUUACAAAGACUGUUGCACUUUUAAUCUGUAAAUAUAUUCAACUUUUCCUGCUGCAAAAGGCUUAAAGCCUUAAAAAUUAUGAAGUAUUUUUAAAAGAAGCAAUUUAUCUGCACUUAUGAUUGCAAAUAAUUAGUAGCAUUUUUUUUUGUAAAUUAAGUCAAAUGUAACAAUA